AUGUAAAAAAUGGAGUCACCACGACCAGAUUAGGCCACAGUGAGGACUGAGAUGAUGUUGUAAGGCACCAGCACAGAGCUGACCUACAGUUACAGCUCAAUCGUGGUGGGAGGGAGUAAUUAUCCAUUCAGAAAAGGGGAAACUUUCCGCUGCGCCUCCUGUGGGUGUUUUCUUUGGCUCCCGGAGGUGCGCGGUAUCGGGUCCGUUUUUAAGUCACAGUCACCACAGCAGGCACCAUGGCAGUGGAUGUGGCAGAAUACCAUCUGAGCGUCAUCAAGAGCCCCCCUGGCUGGGAGGUGGGUGUCUAUGCUGCAGGGGCCCUGGCCCUGCUGGGAAUCGCAGCUGUGAGCCUGUGGAAGCUCUGGACGUCGGGGAGCUUCCCCAGCCCCUCUCCGUUCCCCAAUUACGACUACAGGUACCUUCAGCAGAAGUACGGCGAGAGCUGCGCAGAGGCCAGGCAGAAGAGAGUGCCUGCCUGGAAUGCCCAGCGGGCCAGCACGCAGGGACCAUCCAGCCGCAAAGGCAGUCUCAGCAUUGAGGACACUUUUGAGAGCAUCAGUGAGCUGGGGCCUCUGGAGCUAAUGGGCCGGGAGUUGGACCUGGCCCACUGUGGGACCCUCCGGAAGUCCCAGUCGGCCGACUCCCUGAACUCCAUCUCCUCCGUGAGCAACACCUUUGGACAGGACUUCACCCUGGGCCAGGUGGAGGUGGGCAUGGAGUACGAUGCUGCCUCCCACACCCUGCACGUGGCGGUGCUGCAGGGCAAGGACCUCCUGGAGCAGGAGGAGGCCAGCUUCGAGUCCUGCUUCAUGCGCGUCAGCCUGCUGCCCGACGAGCAGAUCGUGGGCAUUUCCCGGAUCCAGAGGAAUGCCUACUCCAUCUUCUUUGAUGAGAAGUUCUCCAUCCCCCUGGAUCCCACAGCCCUGGAGGAGAAGAGCCUGAGGUUUUCUGUAUUUGGCAUCGAUGAGGAUGAGCGCAACGUCAGCACAGGGGUGGUGGAGCUGAAGCUUUCUGUGCUUGACCUCCUGCUGCAGCCCUUCAGCGGCUGGCUCUAUUUACAGGACCAGAACAAGGCCGCCGAUGCUGUGGGGGAGAUCCUGCUCUCCCUCAGCUACCUCCCCACAGCUGAGCGCCUCACCGUGGUCGUGGUUAAGGCCAAGAACCUUAUCUGGACCAACGACAAGACCACAGCGGACCCCUUCGUCAAGGUAUACCUGCUGCAGGAUGGGAGGAAGAUGAGCAAAAAGAAGACAGCCGUGAAGAGGGAUGACCCCAACCCGGUGUUCAACGAAGCCAUGAUCUUCUCGGUGCCAGCCAUUGUGCUCCAGGACCUGUCUCUCCGUGUGACGGUGGCUGAGAGCAGCAGCGACGGCCGUGGGGACAACGUGGGCCAUGUCAUCAUUGGGCCGUCAGCCAGUGGCAUGGGAACCACACAUUGGAACCAGAUGUUGGCCACGCUGCGCAGGCCUGUGUCCAUGUGGCACGCUGUCCGGCGAAACUAGCAACCAGGGCGGGCCAGGUGGGCAAUGGAGCUACUGGAGCCUGGUACCCACUCGGCUCUGUCUGAUGCCCUCUCCAUAGCCCAGCUGGAGCCGUGAACACUGGGGUCCCCUGGUAGAGUCCUCAUAAGCCAUCCUGGUCUCUGUCCAGACUGCAGCAGAGGAGUGGGCGUGGCUCUGUGU
Messenger RNA from Rhinopithecus roxellana (golden snub-nosed monkey), 1682 nucleotides. It is a transcript of the gene SYT12, whose product is annotated as synaptotagmin 12. The coding region runs from base 237 to 1502 and encodes 421 amino acids. The record is from RefSeq and is a predicted model, not a curated record. The transcript is spliced from 8 exons. Gene Ontology annotation, biological process: regulation of calcium ion-dependent exocytosis; calcium-ion regulated exocytosis; regulation of dopamine secretion. Gene Ontology annotation, molecular function: calcium-dependent phospholipid binding; phosphatidylserine binding; SNARE binding. NCBI's taxonomy places the organism in Eukaryota, Metazoa, Chordata, Mammalia, Primates, Cercopithecidae.